UGGAUAAUGGAGGCUCUGAGCAUUCUAAUUGCAACACUAUGUUUAUGCGCCAUCGUCAUCACCCUUGCUAUAUUUGAGAAUCAUACACUCCUGGAUUGGCCAUUCGCUAUCACCAUCAAUUCUCUUAUCGCCGUAUUUACUGCGGUGUUUAAAGGAUCUCAGUUCAAAUGGACAUGGUACAAACAACCACAUUUUCUUGUCGACAUUGAACGGUUUGAUAUGGCGAGCAGAGGCCCAUGGGGUUGUGUUAAGCUACUAGCAAGUCGAAUUCCGGGCUAUAACACGCCAUGGCUAGCCAGUGUGGGUGCUCUAGUCACCGUCGCUACUCUCGCUGUAGAUCCUUUCUCACAGCAAAUCGUCCAGCAAUAUAGUUGCAUGCGGAUUGAUCCGGUGGCAGAGGCCAUGAUUCCAAGAGCAAAUAAGUACUCGAAAGCCGGUCUGACAUAUAAUGAGGUCGACUACGAUAUUGAUGGGCAAAUGUCCGUUGCUAUUUACAUGGGACUACUAAACCCUCCAAAAGACAGCGCAGCAAGUAUCACUGCGAGAUGUCUAACAAACAACUGCACAUUCCCUGAAAUUCGUGGCUCGACAUUCUCAACCCUAGCCAUGUGCGGUUUUUGUGCAAACAGCACAGAUAAAAUCAUAAACGAAACCACGGAAACUCCACGCUACAGCCUACCAUCUACAGCAAGUACAGAAAGACAAGUUAUAGAGGACUCAAUCGUGUUUUCCUCAAAAUCCCAAUAUAAAUCCGGCAACAGGUCCAGCCAACUCUACACAUUCGACAGCUUAAUGUGGAGAUGCAAAGAAGAGGGUUCUUGUUAUACAAGAGAGACUUGGGAGCCGUUUGCUCUCACAUGCUCACUUAACCCUUGCCUUAAGACUUUCCGGGCAAAUACGAGCCAUGGCGCGUACGAAGAGGAAGAAAUAUCCUCUGAGAAUCUUUCCGAGUGCCUCUAUGAACAACCGGCUGGCUACCUUAUCGUCGCAAAAGACACUAUUAGAGACGGCGCCUGGAAGUCUUGCGAUCCAUCAGUGAUAAAAACAGAGGACUACUUUAUACCCAUCGACACGACGAAGAACAGGUGGUUGGGACCAUUUUCCAACGAUCGUGGACAGCAAUUGAUGUGGUUCACUCAAGAUUGUGUAUACCGAUUCGACCCCCUAGCAGUAAGAGCAAUACAUCCGUUUUUGAAUGGGUUGUUCAACGACAAAAGCCUCGACUCUCACGUUAACCAAAGUAAUUACCUAUCAGCUCUACCAGCUUUGUCACAUCAAUUACCUCUAUCACAGGCGACGGGCGACAUGUGGCUUAAGAAUUUCUACCGCAACGGAACCCUAACCACAGAAACUGCGAAUAAAUACAUGGAGGCUCUUGCAAAUUCCAUGACGGGAGUUAUCCGCCAGCAACCCAACGACACAGAAGACAUGCGGUUUGUAAAGGGAAAAACAUGGAGGACGCAAACAUGCAUCCGUGUACGAUGGCCAUGGCUGAGCUUCCCGGUAGCACUGUUAGGCCUUGGGAUAUUAUUUACGAUGGGUAUCGAGCUCACCACUCGUCGCGGAACAUGGCGCAGAGAUUGGAAAUCUUCACCGUUGGCCUUGCUUUUCCAUGGCCUGGACGAGAAGACGAGACGCAAGAAAGGUGAAUUGAAGCGGAAAGAUGAUAUGUAUGCCGCUUCAAAAGAAAUCAAAGUACGUUUGCGGAAGGUAGAUGAAGGAUGGCGAUUUGUC
Messenger RNA from Aplosporella prunicola CBS 121167, 1734 nucleotides. RefSeq lists its product as uncharacterized. The record is from RefSeq and is a predicted model, not a curated record. The annotation marks the transcript as partial. NCBI's taxonomy places the organism in Eukaryota, Fungi, Ascomycota, Dothideomycetes, Botryosphaeriales, Aplosporellaceae. The transcript is spliced from 3 exons.